UAAUACGCGCCAAUCAUCCCUAACAAACCAUGCUAAUCGCGUCUGUGUUUUUCUAUAUUUAGCAAUUUAGUUUGUGGUUAAGUGCGUGAGGAGCGCGCAAAUAUUUCAUUUAAGCUCUCUAUAGUUUUAAGUAGCUAAGUUCAAAGUGAAGACGGUUAAACAAUCAUAACCAUACUGCCCUCCGUGUAAAAUGAUACAUAACAUUUUACUUACACUGACCGCCACUGCUGUGCCGAUUUUGGCGCUAAUUUUCGUAGCCGGAUUGUUCACAUACAAAUUGUAUAUAUAUAUACGCCGCCGCUACAAUGCAACCGUAAAUUGCUGGUUCUGCAAUGAAAACUCAAGAGUACCGUACGAGGAACGUAAUAGUUUUACCUGCCCAUAUUGUGAACAGUAUAAUGGUUUCACCAAGGACGGAGACUACAAUCGGGAUAUGUUUAUGCAGCGCGACACUUCCAAGUGUAGCAAUAAUUCGUCAUCCAGUAAAUCGGUCUAUUACACUUCCACUGCCGCUGCCACAGCCGGCGCUGUCCCAUCGGCGUCUGCGGCGCCCCCUUUGACCAAUGGACUGUGCGAUCAAUGCAAUGAGGCUCAACGCUUGAAAGUGGAAAAGUUGGCACAGUUCGAGCCCAAACAUGAGUCCCGAUUUGAACAGGAGCUUGCCGUCUACAGGAACCAGCUGGAAGAACAGUUUCGUUUAUGCUCCAGCUGCGAACGUCAUGUGGACAGAGUGUUGCACGAAAAGAAGAAAAUGGUUUUGGGAUCGAAAUUCUUGAAUUUUAUUAUCAAGGGAGCCGCCCUGCUAAAGCAGCCGCAUUUCAAUCGUUUAGCUCGUGUGCGACAGCAAGUGAAAUUGCAACGUUAUCAGUUUUUAAUCGUCGUGUUCAGCAUUUGCAAUGUUGUGGCCCUCGUAUGUGGCUUGCCGAUUGCCCAGCGGGAGCAAUUCAAUGCUGUCUUGGGGCAGCAUUUGGCCUCACCUGUAUUCUUUUUCUACUCACAUGUGUUGACGUUGGUAAGGGUGGUAGGAACGAUAUUAGAGGAUCAACCAAGUGUUGCCAAAUUGUUGUUAUAUGGCCGUACUUUUGGUAAACUAAUUCUCUACUCGGUCGGCCUGAGUCAGUUGCAAGUGCAACAUGCCACACUAGCGUCCUGCUAUACUGACCUAUAUCCCUAUGCCAUACUGAUUUUGAGUUUUUUGCAUAACGUCAGCGAUGGCCUUAAAUUUACCCGAUUCACUCUGUUGCUGCUGUUAUGGAGUGUUUAUGCCAAAGGAUCAACGCUCCUGCACUUUGAGACCGGUGGAACUGUAUUUAAUUUGAUGGGAAGCAUUUUAACUCUUCUACUUUUGUUCUCAAAGCGAAAAAAUUUGUUUUCAAAGGCAUCGAUACUUAACGAUGAAUCUGCUCGCGAUAGCUUCCAUCGGCUGUGCGCAGAUGAAUGCAUCAGUGAUGAGGAAACGAUCAGUAUGUUGAGUCAACAGUUGAAUUGCAGUGCCGGCAGCAAUAGCAGCACGGGUGGCAUGACAUCGCUAAUGUCUACCUCCGGUGGCAAUGACUCACUGCGCCAAAGGAGCCUAAACUGUGCCUCCUCCAGAGCUCCAUCUGUGCUAUCGCUAAACUCGCUGCAUUUGUCAUCGCAAACAAAUGGACUUGGAGGCUUGAGACGUCCUCAGCCAACGACUUCAUAUGCGGCUGGCUGUGUGGAUCAGUUGGGUGGCUGGCGAUCAAACUAUGCUCAUUCAACAGAUCCCUAUAUCAAUAACCAAUGGCCACCACGCCACCAACAUCAACAGCCAAUGCUUGGUGCUAAUCCUCUUCUUUCGUCGCGCAAUCCCGCUGCCCCUUCAACGUACAGAUCAGUAGAAAAGUUAUUAAUGCCGCCACGUCUACUUGGCAUAUCCAAGAAUAUUAAUCAUGGUGGUGGCCAUGAUGUUAACGCCUGGUUGGCGGCUUCCAGCAAUCAGGAACUCCAGAAUGAUCCCACCAGCUCCGCCGGCUUACUGCAGACAUCACUUUCCCGCACCUCAUCCCAAUCGUCGGGUUUUGAGUCACAGCCCAGACCAGAAUCCCAAGCGAACUCUUAUGCAUUUGCCUCGGCUCCGGCGCCAUCUCUUUAUAUGUCAUCUCAUGAUUACGGCUGGCAAAAGAAUGUGCCUCCAGCUCCUGAUCAUUUUAUUGCUCCCCUUAGUGUGGCUACACCAUUAGCCUCCCCAUUGCCGCAGCCGCCGACGACAUUGCCUGCCUCUUCUGUGUACUCACAUCCCAUGGAACCAAUGGAUGUUCAAUUUGGUUCCAAUCGUCCGCAUCUCCAGCCUGGGGAUCUUUUACGCAAGUGGGUAGAGUCCACUUCCCGACUCACGCCACAGCGCAAUUAAAAAAUUACCCUUUAACAUAAUAAAAUGCUCUGUGUUCAUUAAAAGAAACUAUCCUUAUAUAUUUAUACAUUAAGAUUUAUUUGUUUACUAUUGUAAUAGGCCUUUUCAAAUACUAUAUUAUUUAGUAAAUAUACUUUUUUGAUUAUUA
Drosophila willistoni is the source of this 2522-nucleotide messenger RNA. RefSeq lists its product as uncharacterized. Gene Ontology annotation, cellular component: nuclear membrane. NCBI's taxonomy places the organism in Eukaryota, Metazoa, Arthropoda, Insecta, Diptera, Drosophilidae. The transcript has 3 exons. Bases 191 to 2374 code for a protein of 727 amino acids. Gene Ontology annotation, biological process: nuclear migration along microtubule. Gene Ontology annotation, molecular function: lamin binding; actin filament binding. The record is from RefSeq and is a predicted model, not a curated record.